Molecule: messenger RNA, 4711 nt
Organism: Hippocampus zosterae (dwarf seahorse)
Lineage: Eukaryota; Metazoa; Chordata; Actinopteri; Syngnathiformes; Syngnathidae
Product: collagen alpha-1(XV) chain-like
Exons: 44
Coding region: 155-3985 (1276 amino acids)
Source: RefSeq, a predicted model, not a curated record
GCUUUGUUUGGACCAGGAGGAGGAGGAGGAGGAAGAGGAGGAGGCGAAGCCAGGCUUUUAAGCUCGGAGCGAACCCUCAGGAGUCCGAGUGGACUCCAUCUCUCUCUCUCUCACUCACAUGAGCAGAGUUUCGUUGUGAUCCAAAGCUGUCAAGAUGAACUCACGGAUUCCUCCCUGGUGUGUUGGAUUAUUUCUCGUGCUGAGUUUCACAGCAGGUGACCAAGCCGACGGUGAAGAUUCUCCGAACAAUCUGGAGCUAACCGAGUUAAUUGGCUUCCCCCUCCCGGAGUCCGUCUCUUUCGUGACGGGCUUCCAGGGGUACCCCGCCUACAGCUUCGGACCUCACGCCAAUGUGGCCCGCGUCACCAAGUCCGUCUUGCCCGACCCUUUCUACUACGACUUUGCCGUCACCGUCAUGGCCAAGCCCACCACGCGACAGGGCGGCGUCCUGUUCGCCAUCACUGAUGCGUCCCAAAAAGUGGUCCAACUGGGCGUGGCGCUCUCUGAGGUGGAGGACGGUUCCCAGAGGGUGGUCUUCUACUACACCGACCCCACCACAGGAGGCAAGACCCAGGAGGCGGCUUCCUUCAAGAUGGGCGACCUGACGGGAAGGUGGGCCAGGUUCACCUUGACGGUUGAGGCGGCCGAGGUGCGCCUCUACAUGGACUGCGAGGAGUACCACCGCGUGGCGUUCAUCAGGAGCAGUCAGCCCCUCACCUUCGAGGCCAGCUCGGGUGUCUUCGUGGGCAGCGCGGGGGCCACGGGCCUGCCCCACUUUGUGGGCUCCAUCCAGCAGCUGCUGCUCAAGUCGGAUCCCACGGCCCGUGACGACCAGUGCGAGGAGGACGACCCUGACGUGUCUGGAAGCGGCGAUGACACUUACGAGGACAUGGAGGGAAAAGAGGAAGUCAAGAAAGUUGUGGAAGAGAAGGAGUACAAAAAAGAACUGCUGCCCCCAACACUCAGUAGCCCAGUCCAAGCACCCCCCACCGAGAUGCCUACCAGUUAUGAUGAUGAUGAUGAUGAUGAAACUGGAGACGACAUAGAAGAGGCUUCUGGGCGGGAAAUGCAGGCGACCACACCCACGGGUAAAGAAAGACUACAUGAUAUAUCUAUUAUUCGGUUUGACGUUAGGUGGAUAGUAUUUUCACAUUUUGACUUGAUUUUAACUCGGUUACAGUGCGACCAGUCCAUUCAGCAACAGCACCCUCCAAGUCCAAUACUGUGUCUACGGGACAAAAAGGUGAGAGAGGUGAGCCAGGUGUGCAAGGCCCCCCAGGACCUGCCGGCCCACCGGGAGAAGGCUCGGAAUUGGCAGGGGAACCUGGACCACGUGGUCCGCCGGGACCUCAAGGCCCUCAGGGCCCUCCUGGAGCUGCAGGAAAAGACGGACACCAUGGAGCAAAAGGAGAAAAUGGCACUCCAGGAGCCACUGGCCCUCCAGGAUUCCCAGGCCUUGAAGGACAGCCCGGACCCAAAGGAGAAAAAGGCGAUACUGGGGUUGGACAGCCAGGCCUUCCUGGACCUCCCGGACCUCCAGGCCGCUUCUCCACCAAAUUAUUGGAGGGCUCAGGCUCAGCUUUGGGCUUUGACGACUUGGACGCCGAUAUGGAGAUCAUUCGAGGACCCCCCGGCGCUCCAGGACCCCGCGGCCCCCCCGGCACCCCGUCUGAGGAAGUCAUACCUGGACCACCUGGACUUCCCGGGAAAGAUGGAGAAAGAGGACAAACUGGACUUCCUGGUACUGACGAGUGGUUUAGUGCUUCUGGUUCUGGUCAGGUAUCACUGCUGGGUUCCAUCCUUGCAGCUUCAAUCAGGAAUGGAUGGACACAAAGGAGAACAAGGACCUGCUGGAGAAAAGGGAGACACGGGAGAACCUGGAGUGGAUGGCCAACCAGGACCUAAGGGAGAUCAGGGCCCUCAGGGCUUCCCAGGACUUCCCGGCCCCGAAGGUCCAGAGGGCCGGGUCGGGUCCCAGGGUCCAGCAGGUCCUCCUGGACCACCCGGCGCCCCAGCCAAAGGCUUGCCGUUUGACAUUGAGGGUCAUCCAGGAGCUCCUGGACUCCGGGGGCCAAAGGGUGAAGAAGGCCCCCAAGGUCCUGCUGGAGAGCCAGGUCUUAAGGGGGAGCCUGGCGUUGCAGGUCCACCAGGUUUAGCAGGACCAGAGGGACCCAAAGGUUCUGAGGGUCUUAAAGGAGAUCCCGGCGUUGUUGGACAAAAGGGCGAGCCAGGACGUGAUGGGCUCACACGACCUGGCCCUCCAGGACCUCCCGGACCUCCAGGACCCGUUGUCAACCUCAAUGAACUCCUACUCAAUGACACGGACGGCGUCUUCAACCUCUCAGGGAUUUUUGAGGCUCAGGGAUCGGCUGGAAAACAAGGCCCCAAGGGAGAUCCAGGAGUCCAAGGUGUUGAAGGACCUCCAGGACUCAAGGGGGAGAAAGGCGAGCCGGCAAUUAUCAUCUCUGGAAACGGAUCCACCUAUGACCUGUCUGCUCUAAAGGGGGACAAAGGAUACAAAGGCAACAUCGGUGCAACUGGACUUCCCGGACCACUCGGACCGAUGGGAAUGCCAGGACCAAAAGGGGACAUUGGCUUCCCCGGAAGACCCGGUCGUGCUGGCGUGACGGGACUCAAAGGAGAGAAAGGAGAAUCUGUCGGCAGACCCGGACUCCCAGGCCUUCCCGGACGACCGGGCCGCCCUGGAAUGUUCCGAUGCCCCAACGGAACCGUGUUCCCUGUCCCUGCCAGGCCCUUCUGCAAAACACCGAUCAAUCCCAACGGAAGCGCUGUGAUCGGUGACUAUCAGGACGGGAUGAAAGGACAAAAGGGAGAACGAGGCAUUCCUGGCAUCCCGGCGCCACCUAACACUUUUGGAGGACGCUUGGGAGUGAAGGGCGAUGCAGGCAUCGAUGGAGAAAAAGGAGAAAAGGGCGAGCCAGGUUUGCCCGGGCAACCAGGUGCUCCGGGGAAACAAGGGCCAGUGGGACCCAAAGGCGAGUCGGUACUCGGACCACAAGGCCCCCGCGGAGAACCGGGCACCCCGGGCACGCCGGGCUAUGGCAGACCUGGUCCAGCGGGACCCCCCGGACCUCCAGGGCAAACCGGAAGCUGGGGGUUGGGCUUUGGUAAAAAAGAUGCGCGUAUCCCUGGACCACCUGGACCCCCUGGACCUCCUGGCCCAACCGGAGCCCCUGGCCCACGCGGACCGUUCGGAGGUUCUGCUGCUGUGACUACGUUUUCCACAGUUGAGUCCAUGAUGCAGAAGACGGCCAGAGAGGCUGAGGGCAUGCUGGCCUAUGUCAUGUCCACAGGAAGCCUCUUCCUCAAGGUGUCCAAGGGUUGGAAGGAGAUCCAGCUCGGCAGUCUGCUCCAACUCUCCAGUAACAUCCUCCCACAAGACGAGCCUCGUGCUGCCCAGCAAAUAUCAGGCGGCACCAUUGAACGAGUGCGCUCCGUCACCGACAGGCUCAACCUGGUGGCCCUGAAUCAGCCGCACACGGGAGACAUGACGGGGCUGGACACGGCCGACCGGCUGUGCUACGAGCAGGCCAAGGCCAUGGGCCUCGCCCCCAACUACCGCGCCUUCGUUUCCUCCAACAAGCAGGACCUGGUCCACGUGGUCUACCCUGGCUUCAGGGACACUCUGCCCAUCACCAACCUCAGGGGAGACGUGCUCUUCAGGAACUGGAAGUCUGUCUUUACUGGCGAAGGAGGUGCCUUCAACACCAGGAUACCCAUUUAUUCCUUUGACGGACGCGACGUGAUGGCCGAUCCUUUCUGGCCCGAGAAGAGCAUCUGGCACGGCUCCAGCCCGCGAGGUCUGCGCCUGGUGGACAAGCACUGCGAGAUGUGGCGCGCCGACCACGUGUCGGUGGUGGGCCAGUCGUCCGCCCUGACCUCCGGCUUGCUGCUAGGCCAGCAGACCCGGAGCUGCUCCAACGACUAUGUGGUCCUCUGCGUGGAGACCCACAAGAACACCUAAGAACCGGUCCCCGAGGAGUCUGAACCCACCUUGAGGGCACAGUGCCGAGACCUGCCGCCCGUGCCGCAACGCGUCGUCCCUUUGGCACAUAAAAGGAAGCAUUGCUGGGGCCAGUUUUCACUUUUUUUGCCGACUCUGGUAGGGAAUGUGCUAGAUUUUAGGUUGCUGCACCUCCUGCUGCUCCAACCAAAUAGACCUUUUUUUUCUUCUUCUAUGAUCCCCAAAUUGUCACCAAUUGUCCACUCCAAGGGAAGUAAAAGACAGCUCUUGAGGGCUGUUUUGUUUUGUUUACAGGUUGUCACGGUGAUGCUUGAAGCAGUUUCCACUACUUUCAUUGCGUCUUUCCAUCAGACAGCCAGUGACCGAUAAAUUUGAUGCACUGUAUUUCAUUUCUUUGCUAAAUCUUCAUUUUGUUUUCAUUUGUGGUGUUGGCUCAGCACCGGGUUAUUUAAUUUAAAUCCAUUAUUUAUACUGUCAGAGCACAUAAACAUGAAAUCAGAAGAGAAAAUCUAAGUAAUGUAAUUUAUCAUUUGUUUGUUUGUUUGUGUGUUUUUCUAUUUGUUUUGCUACUAUCGUAGAAUGGAGGUGAGUCGGGAUGCUUAUUUUGGAGGGUUCGGCCUUCCAUGUGUCUUGCUAUAUAUUUUCAUUCUGAAAAAAAAAUGGAAAACUAAUUCCAAGAGUCGGUUGGUGCUUUGUUAAAAAGAAUAAAGUUUUCACCUUUCAUGA